GUGGAGGAGGAGGGAGGCGGAGUGGAGGAGGCAGGCAGCUGGUGACAGCCCAAGUCAACCGCUCCCCCAACAGUCAGUAAAGUGGAUCAAACGGAGACAUUAUCGGACAGCUCGGUGGAAAUACUGUCAUAACGGUCGCUGGCGUUUACUGCUCACGGGAAACACGAUUUACAACUUGUAGAUGCACCGCUCUUCAGACAGUUCCCGGGGCCAGUUCAAGUAACGUUGUGGUUUAUGCUGGUGGCAAACUGAGGGAACACUGUUGCUUCUAGUUUUAGCCUAGGUAACGUUAGCCGUAACGUGAGGUAUCAAGCAAGCAAAAGCUAAGGUAACCUCGGUGUUUAGGGUCUCAUCAAGUCGGUUAUUGGUUAGCCCGUUGCUUUAGCCUGUCACGUAGCAGAAAAAACGCCAGGUGGUCGGGCACAAAGUGAAGAUGGGUGACAUAAACCCAUCGACAUCCCAUGCAUUUCAACCGGAGGGUUUCAGUUCACCGUAUAGGAGGAGGAGGACAGUAGAAGAUUUUAACAAGUUUUGCACUUUUGUUUUGGCCUAUGCCGGUUACAUCCCAUACCCCCAGGAGGACUCUCCACUGCGCAGUAGUUCCAGCCCUCCUAACAGUACAGGCAGCACUGCUGACAGUGAUGGUUGGACCCCGGGGCCCCCAACCUCCUGCCCUCAGCGCCCUUCAAAAGUUGCCCAAGAUAGGAACAGGAAACGUCCACAGCCAGGGGCUACUCUGUCCAGUCAUCCCAAGAAAGACCACACAGUCACCACCCUGCACCCAGAUGACCGCAGGAAAGCUGAUAAGCUGAAGAAGAAGAAGAGGAGAAAGGAGAGGGAGCAACAGGCUGCUGAAGAUGCCGGGGUUCAACCGGACCAUUCGACGGUUCAAGAGCUGCAGUGCCCUCUCUCUCUUGGCGGCCGAACGAUCAAAGAAGAGCCCGACGAUGAUAUCAGCAUUCCACUCCAUCCCCACUGUCUGCCUAGCCCCUCCCCCUGCAAAGAGGAGCCAAAAGAGGAGCGUCGAUACUGGGAUGGGCGAGACCUAGAAGAAGGGGUGGUAAAAGUACAAAAGGUGGAAGGCUUUUCAGGAAACCGAACAGUGUUCCGCCAGGGGAAGCAGGUGGUAUUUCGAGAUGAAGAUGGGUCCGGGGAGGAUGAAGACAUCAUGGUAGACUCAGACGACGACUCGUGGGACCUGGUGACGUGUUUCUGCAUGAAGCCUUUUGCUGGUCGCGCAAUGAUCGAGUGUAACAAGUGUAACACCUGGAUCCACCUGUCGUGUGCUAAGAUCCGUAAGAGCCACGUGCCAGAGACAUAUGUGUGCCAGACCUGCAGAGAGAUGCAUGGAUCCCAAGAUGCCCGUCGAUCCCACCGCUCACGUGUAGGACCUCGCAAACAUCUGCUAGACUGACCCCAGAACAAUCCAUGAACUCUUGCCCCGCCCCCUCAAGUCUUGUUCCCUUCACACCUGCUGGACUGUCCUUUCCUCAAAUUCAGGUCUUGCACCCCUCUGUCUCUGUCCUUAAUGAUCAGCUUCACUUUCUGUAAGCUUUUUGGUGGACCUAUCCCAAGCCCCUAUCCUAUAGAAAGACAGUUCGAGUGCUAUUAUAGAUUUCCUAAGGUUUGUUUUUGCUUCCCUACAGACUCUGUGCGUAAGGCAAUCACUGAAUGGAUGUUUGUCUAUAGAUGAUUAGCAUAGCAGCAAACCGCUACUGCUGGGACUUGGUGUCUUGUGAACACUGGAAACAUUUGAACUGCCAUAGAGAAAAUUCCCUCACAACUGCCACCCACUAUGGUGCAUGCUGGGAUUUGUGGGAAAGACGGUUUGCACUUUUUUUCUCACUUUUUAAAAAAAAGUCCUUAGACCUUUCUGUCAUAGGGACAGGUAUGUCUUUUCUGAUGUAACUGGAUUUGAUUUCUUUAAGAUGCCUCUAUUAAUAUUACAUAGUUAACCGUUUCAAAUGAGAAAACAAGUUAAGCCUUGUGUUAUUUGCUUCAGAUGGUGCUAUAGUAUUAAGCUGAGGUAUAAUAAUCCAAUAGAACAAAGAUGUAGGGUAAGAGACUAGAGUCUGCAUCUGCUUCAUCUGUUUGUUGUUCUCUUUUUGUUAUUUAAGACUUUGCGAAAAAAUAUAAUUGAGGCUUAAAGCCCUUACAAUCCAACCAAGCACUUGUUCCCAUCUUCGAACUCCACAAGCUGUCUUCCAGCCUCAGCAGCUCCUUUAAAUCAAAAUAGUACUUGGCCCCCUCUUCUUGAUCGAAAACAAAACCUCUUAUGUUAAAACAAAUCUUGGAAUUUUUCAAGGCAAGUUUAAGAAGCUUUUUAUCAGCAGUUUUUCAGGAGUGGUCAAUUAUUUUGCUGCAUUUCAUGACAUGGUUAAACAGGUGUGUGUUUAUAAAUACUCUUAUUUUCAAAACCGUUAUGUACACCUUUUCUUAGUUUGGUUGCUUCAUGUUCAAAAUGAAAGGUUUCAGAGACAAGUUUAUAAUAUAAGGGAACUCCUGUGGCCGUCCUUUUCAAGUAUCAGCCGUAUAAAAAAAAAAAAGCUAUAUUAAAGGUCAACUGGAAAAGUGUUAGGAAAGAUUCUCUCAAGAGUCCAGUUGAAAUUAUGCAUGAGUGUGUCAUUGUUUGAAUGGUUAAAACUGUGUGCUUGUAGCAAAGCAUGUGCUGCUAUGAGUUUUCUAAGCUCUCUGGUUUUCAGUCUAUUGUAAGCUGGAGAAAUGGGAUAUCUGCCAUGGGCAGGGUCAGUUUGUUUUGUUUGUCUCUGAAGGGUCAGAUCAGAAGAACAGAUCUCAUUCUCUUAUCACCUCUUGCUUAAGUUUUCACAGCAGUAUUCAGUUACUCCCAUAAGCAGCAGGAUUAAUGGAAAAAUGUGUUUUUAAAGCACUUUUCCCCAAAACUUGGCUGCAAAUUGGAUUAAAGACUUUAAGCUUUGUUAUUCAUGUGCCAUCUGCUGUUGGGCCUGUCUGUGUAGGCUACAUGUUUCUGAUGAUAUAAAAGCCAUACUGUAGAGUAACAGAUUUUAGACUCAAAACCUUGGAUAUUAGUCCAGGAUGGGAUUUUACAAUGCAGAAUCAAUGACUUGACCAGGGGACAACUAACACAAUGAAUGUGGUUUGUAAAAAAUACAACUUUCAGAGAGAUUUAGAUGGUAAGCUCAUCUCUGCACUUGUCUUCUACUAUUCACAAAUGUUGGUCCAGUGGUUCACACCCAGGUAGUGAUGAUUUAAGACAUUUCAAGACUUAGACGCGUUUGACAUUUCUCAGGACACUUGUGUCUGGAAGAGAUUCUUACACUUAGUCUGCGUCUUAAAAAGACAGUGUAAUUAAUAUUAUCAGAUUUCUUUGUGAUACAGCUUGUUUUUACUGAUCCUGGGUUGUCCUGUCCCCUUAUUGAGAAAGUGUCUGUACUGUGGUGCAAACUGUUUCUGUGAAACUAUUGUAAACUAUUGUAAAUAAAGAGUUACCAUUUUA
Molecule: messenger RNA, 3475 nt
Organism: Sphaeramia orbicularis (orbiculate cardinalfish)
Lineage: Eukaryota; Metazoa; Chordata; Actinopteri; Kurtiformes; Apogonidae
Gene: phf13
Product: PHD finger protein 13
Exons: 5
Coding region: 434-1414 (326 amino acids)
Biological process (GO): mitotic chromosome condensation
Cellular component (GO): nucleus
Molecular function (GO): chromatin binding
Source: RefSeq, a predicted model, not a curated record